Molecule: messenger RNA, 297 nt
Organism: Sinocyclocheilus rhinocerous
Lineage: Eukaryota; Metazoa; Chordata; Actinopteri; Cypriniformes; Cyprinidae
Product: 40S ribosomal protein S29
Exons: 3
Coding region: 41-211 (56 amino acids)
Biological process (GO): cytoplasmic translation
Cellular component (GO): cytosolic small ribosomal subunit; ribosome
Molecular function (GO): zinc ion binding; structural constituent of ribosome
Source: RefSeq, a predicted model, not a curated record
ACCCGACUUCCUUUCCGACAUCCCGAUCGAGAGAGACGAGAUGGGCCAUCAGCAGCUCUACUGGAGUCACCCGAGAAAAUACGGCCAGGGAUCCCGAUCCUGCCGGGUUUGCUCAAACCGACACGGUCUGAUCCGCAAAUACGGACUCAACAUGUGCCGUCAGUGCUUUAGACAGUACGCUAAAGAUAUCGGCUUCGUCAAGCUGGACUAAACGUCCAUGAUGUGAAGUCGACGGCGUGCACCAACCUGACGUCAUGAACAUUCAAUAAACCUGUUCUUGUUUCUGUUCAGAAGUUG